CGUCCACCACCCUACUUUCCUGUCCCGGAUUACAGCCGCCUGGCCUCGCUCCCUCUGCUCAGAGUGAAGAUGUUUUCUCUGGCCUUCGCCAGGUCUCUGGGUUUCGCCCUCAUCCCUCUCGCCACCUGCUGCAUCGUAGCAAACAUCCUGCUCUUCUUUCCCGACGGAAAGAUCAGCUACGUUAAGGAUAAUCAUGUGACCAGCUAUGUCUGGUACUUCAUGGGAAUUGGUGGAGGUGGUUUGGUGAUGCUGAUACCGGCCUGCGUGUUUCUGGGGAUGGGGAAGUGUGUGGAUUCCUGUGGAACAGACAGCUGUGCGAUGUGUGGUUCGGUGUUCGCGGCUCUGCUGGGAUUAGCCGGUUCAACAUACUGCUUCCUGAUCUCCACUAUGGCUCUCUUGAAGGGGCCGUUUUGCUACUCUCAGAACGAUUGGAUCUAUCCUUUUGAGCAUGAUGGCGGAAAGUAUCUGUUUGCUCGAGAGAGGUGGUCCGAAUGCAUCCAGCCGGCACACAUAGUGGAGUGGAAUGUGACGCUGCUGUCCAUCCUGUUGGGUCUCAGCGCCCUGGAGUUCCUCCUCUGUUUCCUGCAGCUCGUCGGCGGACUGGUCAACGCAGUGUGCCGGCCGUGCUGCUACAAACAGGAGUACAGUCUAAACACUUGAGGACGGAGCGUUUUCCAGCCUCGGUCGGUCAGAAACAGGACUGCUCAUCUGCAGCAGAGCCGCUGGUUCAUCAGAGAGCCGAGGCAUCUGUCAAUCACACACUUCACCAUGCCACGAAAGUCACUUCGGAUAAAAUAAUGUAAACACUAACACGUUUGAGCUGAAUGCAUCGGGACAUUUCCACAUCACUCCAGCCGAGUUUGUCUUAGCAGUGCAUGUUUUCUGUUUAAAACAAACAUUUGCAUUGUACUCUACCUGCGAUGUGCAUUUUGCUAAAAUAUAACUGUAUUUUUGUAUGAGUUCUGUUCGUUUUGCAUUGGAACAUGUUUUGUAAAUUAUUUAAAUAUUGAGACUGAUAAAAGUAUAGACCAUGAAUGUUGUUUUAUAUACCUAUAAAAGCUGUUUUAAAUAUUUCCAUCAAUGAAUUAAUAGGUCUUAUUUUA
Carassius gibelio (silver crucian carp) is the source of this 1103-nucleotide messenger RNA. It is a transcript of the gene tm4sf1, whose product is annotated as transmembrane 4 L six family member 18. Gene Ontology annotation, cellular component: membrane. The coding region runs from base 70 to 660 and encodes 196 amino acids. The transcript has 4 exons. NCBI's taxonomy places the organism in Eukaryota, Metazoa, Chordata, Actinopteri, Cypriniformes, Cyprinidae. The record is from RefSeq and is a predicted model, not a curated record.